UCUCCCGAACUGCGCGAUCAGUAUACUGAGACCAUUGACUCAAUAUUGGCUAAGAGCGAUCUCAAUACCAUCUCUGAGAAGCGGAUCCGCAAGGGUCUCCAAGAUGUUGUUGGUUAUGAUCUCACGCCGCAGAAGGCUGCCAUAAAACAGCUUAUCAUGGAACGAUUUGAUAUCCAUGCCGAGAAGAACGGAGUGGGCGAAUCCCCCGAUGAGCCCGUCAGCAAUGGGCCAAAGGACAGCGAUUCCCCCUCAGUAGUCCCAUCUCCGCGCCCAUCUUCCUCCCCCGUGAAACACCAAGCCAGUGAAGAAGCUUCUGACCUGCAUAUCGCAUCUCCGCCUCAUAAAAAACGCAAACAGGAGGCCGAUGUCGAUAUCGACGCCGAUGCCAUGUUCGCGGCCAAGCUACAAGCGGAGGAGAAUAUGCGCGCACGGCCAACCCGAGGCGGAAACACAAGGCGCACCGCGCCAAGUAAAAAGAAAAGCAAGGCCAAGACUUCCAAACGGGUCAAGGCCGAGGAUGAUUCGGAUAUUGAAUCGGGCUCGGAUACUAAGAAGGAAGUCAAUCGAACUGGCGGGUUUCAUAAACCACUCAAUCUCUCCCCCUCUCUAUCAGCACUUUUAGGAGGCCAAGUCACUCUUUCACGACCACAAACGGUCAAGAAGGUCUGGGAGUAUAUUCGAGAAAAUGAACUUCAAGACCCUAGUGACCGGCGACAGAUUCGAUGCGACGACCCCAUGCGUGCGGUCUUUAAACAGGAUCGUAUCCAUAUGUUUACCAUGACCAAGAUUCUCAAUCAGAAUCUGUAUAAUCCGGAUGAAUAG
Molecule: messenger RNA, 822 nt
Organism: Penicillium taxi
Lineage: Eukaryota; Fungi; Ascomycota; Eurotiomycetes; Eurotiales; Aspergillaceae
Product: SWIB/MDM2 domain protein
Exons: 4
Biological process (GO): transcription initiation at RNA polymerase I promoter; nucleolar large rRNA transcription by RNA polymerase I
Cellular component (GO): nucleus; RNA polymerase I upstream activating factor complex
Molecular function (GO): RNA polymerase I cis-regulatory region sequence-specific DNA binding
Source: RefSeq, a predicted model, not a curated record